AUGAUGCGCCUCGAUACGGCCACCAUCCCACCGCCCACACAACUUUUAACUACUGACGAGAUCUUCGUGGACGAUGAACCACCCAAACUGGACGUGCUGAAAGCUCACCUCUUUGCGGAGGGUCGGCUCACCGAGAAGGCUGCACUUAAAAUCAUAAAUGACACUGCGGCCAUCUUUAAAGGUGAAAACAACCUGAUUGAAUUGGAAGCACCGAUCACGGGCUUGCACAAGAAUCUCAUGAAGCUGAAAUUGUCUCUGGCACGUCAGGCCGUAGAAAAUAUACCCGCGCCCAAGUGUGAACGAAAGCCUGGUGGUCAGGCCGAAUCUGACGACGACUCGGGGAUCCAGCGUCAAAAAUUUACUGCCCUGACUUCCGGUUUUGCGCCCGACAGUUCAACCAUCAAUUUCGAUGAUGCACAACAUAUCGCACUUUCUGCGGCAUCUACAUUACAGUGCAUACGUUAUGCCAGCGGUCAGAACGAAGCUUGUUAA
This is a messenger RNA of Dibothriocephalus latus, 492 nucleotides long. The record is from the annotation of a GenBank genome assembly. Lineage: Eukaryota; Metazoa; Platyhelminthes; Cestoda; Diphyllobothriidea; Diphyllobothriidae.